GUCCUCCACCAUUCCUUUGGAAAUUGUAGGGGCAACAGCAAUGAUGCAGGGAUUAACACAUUACUCCUCAAACUCCUUGUUCCAUGAUUGGUUCUUUUCAAGGCUUAACGCUAUCAAUAAACACGGCUUGCACCCCCAAUGUGCCUUGAUGAUCACGAUCCAGGACGCCCGUUAACUUUUUUAUUCUCGCCUCGUGGUCGUAAGGCUAUUCUCCGACAGAACUUCAGUCGGGAUCCUGACACUAACUUACCUUCAGUAACCUGUUCACUGACAUCUGGUAAGUAUCCGCUUUCGGCUGUCUAUACCGUGUUCUCCUUCAAUUCCACUGAUUGAAUACAUCCGGAGUCCUUUCAAAAUCUCAACGAAAAGUAUAUAUAGGUGCGAACAUUGCCUCUCCAAUUUUUUUUCACCGAAUAGCCUUUGUUCGUCUUCCUUCCCUCCUCUCCUCCUCCCUCCUCCUUCUCGCACUCGAUCUCAAUCCACAAUGCUUAGAACACACCUCGACGUUCUUGAGUCAAGUGCUGCAUCCUUCCCUUCAGAACCCGUCUUCAAGCUCCCAAUCCCGCGGACUUCUUCAUCGCAAUCCUUUGAAUGGAAUACGAUCACAUAUCAGAGGUUCUAUGACGAUGUGUUACUCUUUGCACGGUAUUGGGCACGCAAGCUGAGACAGGAUAACAUACCGCAGAGGUCAACCAUCGGGAUAUGGAUCGCGGGGACAACAUACCUCGACGUUCUACAUAUCUACGGUCUUUCCAGAGCCGGCUACAUCCCCCAACUAUUCAGCAUAAGACUCCCCAACCCCGAAGUCAUCUUCGAACUCCUCCACAAAUCACAGGCGCGAGCACUCAUCUGCGAUAGCAACUUUUACUCGAUAUCCAGUAAAAGUCCCGUUCCCCUUCACAUUGCCGUCGGUCUCUCAGAAAUCGACGGGGGAAAUGAUGCACUCCCGUCCUUGCCGCCAGUAGAGAGCAACGACAUCGCGUUCUACUUCCAUACCAGUGGUUCCACUUCGGGUAGCCCCAAACUCGUCCCCUGUAAUUACACCUGGUUGAACUCUGUGGUCGUGAAAUCUCGGCAAACUUGCAUGCCCUAUCUCGCUACUCGACGCGAUGUCGUUACUUGGAUGGGAAGCAUGUGCCACAUAGGUCAAACAUUCAUGUUGAUCGGGAGUCUCCAACAUGGCGCUUGUGUAGUGCAACCGACAUCAAUGCCGUUCUCCUCUCAAGAGCUGAUGGAUAUGAUAUCAAUCGCGGGAGUAAACCGUUUAUUCCAGUUCGCAGCUUUCCUCUCGAUGCACUUCAGAACAGCCCGUCAAGAUCCCAAACUCGCCUCGUUGCUUGCCGGUCUUGAUGAGAUCCUGACAUCAGGAAUGCCGCUGCCUCGUGAAGAUGUAGAAUAUGCAUCUAAAUCUGGUUUCGCUCUCAGGAACCUCUUUGGAAGCACAGAAGCUGGGGCAACAUUACUGUCGCCGCGUGGCCAUGGACAAAACACUUUGAUACUCAGCCCUCUCGAUGGCGUUUCCUACCUUUUCAAGCCCAUCCAUCAAUCGUCGGAAAGUGCCGCCCAUCAGUCUACAGCACGAAUGCUCGAAUUCAUCAUUCGCUCUGAAUCCGGUGACUGUCCCCAUGAGAGCCUCCGCCACCCCGAAGAUGGUCAUUUCCACACUGGUGAUUUGUUCCUCGAAGUUAACCCCGGGGAAUACGUCUUCUGUGGGAGAGAUGAUGAUUGGAUCAAGAGUCAGAACAGCUUGAGGUGUGACACGAAAGCCAUCGAGGACAACGCACGCGCUAUGUGCGGUGGCGUUAUAGCCGAUUGCAUUGUCGUUGGCACAGGCCGUCCUUCACCGACGAUAUUCGUUGAGUCGGCCGUCGAUAUGGACGAAGGCAGGCUAAAGAAGGAGAUCCUCCGUAAAACCCGUCUGUUCCACUCGAGGCGAUACAUCCAUGAACGCAUCGUUUCAGACAAGUUUAUCGUUAUCGUUCCCCCUGGGUCACUACCGAGAACGGCCACUAAAGGCAACAUUCGGAGGGCCGCUGUGGAAGACUUGUACAAAACAAAACUGGCCGAGAUCUACGGUUAUUAAAUUUCUUUUCCUGGUAUAGAAGUUCUUUUUAUUCAUAAUUCGACUGUAUUCCCCUUAUAAUCCGCAUUCCUACCAUCCUUCAUGUUUAUCCUUACCUGUAUUCAACACACCCGCAGCAUAAGCUUUAUUUCCUGCGUACUAUAUUUGCUUUAUAUUCGUUAUAACAUUCGAGGCCAUAACUUAUACUUUUUUUCUCCAACACAACAAUUUCUAGAGCAACUCAACUUAUCCCCUACUUGACGUAGCACUUAAAAUCUACUGUAUCCAUAGAGAUAGAUAGAACGUAACUUACAGAAACG
This is a messenger RNA of Marasmius oreades (fairy-ring Marasmius), 2382 nucleotides long. RefSeq lists its product as uncharacterized. The record is from RefSeq and is a predicted model, not a curated record. Lineage: Eukaryota; Fungi; Basidiomycota; Agaricomycetes; Agaricales; Marasmiaceae. The transcript has 7 exons. Gene Ontology annotation, molecular function: medium-chain fatty acid-CoA ligase activity. Gene Ontology annotation, biological process: fatty acid metabolic process. The coding region runs from base 485 to 2083 and encodes 532 amino acids.